Stomoxys calcitrans (stable fly) is the source of this 9695-nucleotide messenger RNA. RefSeq lists its product as uncharacterized. The transcript has 16 exons. Lineage: Eukaryota; Metazoa; Arthropoda; Insecta; Diptera; Muscidae. Gene Ontology annotation, molecular function: protein binding. Gene Ontology annotation, biological process: chemical synaptic transmission. The record is from RefSeq and is a predicted model, not a curated record. Gene Ontology annotation, cellular component: cytoplasm; plasma membrane; dendritic spine. Bases 1566 to 8465 code for a protein of 2299 amino acids.
AAACGUAUUCAAACGCGCUAGCAGUGAAAACGUUGUUGCAUUAAAUGUGAAUACCACAAGAGAGUGAAAAAGAGAAAAUAUUUAUAUUUAUCAAACGAGUGAAUGAAUAAAAAGGAUAACAAAAUGGAAAUUAUAAAAAAGAAAAAAUAAAUAAAAACAGCCCAGUGCUUUAAGGUGCAGUAGAGGCGAAUGAGGCCCCUCUUUAAAAAAAAACACAACAGAAAGCAAUCUGUCAGAAAGUGAGAAAAAAGUAAUGGAAACACAAAAUUAUUAGCUUGGCCAAAAAUUGAUUAAAUAAAAAGUGAAACUAAUUCUUUAAAACCAAACAAAAAAAAACAUUAAAAGAGAGUUUAAACGAAAUAAUAAACUUCUGCCACAACAGUUCUCACCAACGAAAGUGUAAAACAAUAAAAGGAAGAUUGCUAACAUAACCGGAAGUCGUGUUUUGAAAACGUAAAAGUAACGGUGAAUGUCAUAUAUAACCUAAUGACAAAUAGCUUCAGUGUGUGUGCGCGCUUAUGUUAUUCGCUUUAAACCCAAUUUUAAUCAAUUCAGCAGUCUUUAGUAUUUGUAAACAGAAGACGAUAAUUUUUCAGAUUGAAGGAAAUAAACGCAAACAUGUUCCGCUUAACUAGCUCCAGGAAAUAGUAGAGCGUUGCGUUCCAAAAACAAUUACUUGAAUCAACAAUUAACUAAAUACCAUGUAACAAAAAUACAAAAAAAAAAACAAAAUAAAAAAAUAAACAUAAAACUAUUUGAGUAUAACCUGUAUCAUCAAAAUACAAAAUAAAAUUGAGUUGACAUUUUCAAUGUUGUUAUUGACUUGUUAUAUUUUUUGAGAAACUAAUAAGCAAGCUAACGAACAAAUACUUUAUUCAUAUGUAUAUGUACAUGUAUGUAUGCCACCAAAACUAUCUGUAUAUGAACAACACAUCUAUCUAUACUACUAUUCUUACCCUAAAAACAGACAUUCCAGAACCAACCUAUCAACCAUACUGCAUUACUUGCUUAGUAUGCAAUGCCACCUUCCUAUCCUGCCACUCUCGUCAAUAUUUGUUUCUACUGACAACUCCAACAACAACAACUCCAUAACUAACAACUACAGCUACAAUAACCAAUCAAACACCACUGUAUUGUAUUCUUAUCAACUUCUCCUAGUUGUGUUUGUGUUUCUUUGUGAAUGCCUUCUGUUUUUUUGUGUGCGUGAGAGUGUUUGUCUCUGUAUUUGAAAAAGAAAAAUCGAAAUAGCCAAGAAAGGACACAGCUUAAAUAUUAAUUGCAUACAUCUCUGCAAUUCCCUGAUGUCCUUUGUCCCUUAACAAUUAUUCAAAUUAUAUCCUUAAUAUUUUUAAAACUUUUCCCGAAAUAUAAACAAACAAAAAACAAUCGUUGUAAAAUUACAAUUAUACCAAAAUCAUCACCACAAAACAAAAAAAAUAACAACAAAACUUUUCUAAAAUAUACACAACAACAAUAACUAUCUAACUAACUUAUCUGCAAUCUCCAAUCGUUACAAUAUUGAGGUUCAUGUUAUCCAGUAAACUUUAAGUUAAUUGACUACAAUAAUGGUCAGCACAAUAUUGACAACAAUUGCUGCUGCUGGACAAACAAAAAGUGGCAUUAACAAUUUGCAUUCAACUGCUCCUGCAACAGCAGCGACUGCUUCACCGGAGAGACGUAAUCAAAAUACGACAAGUGGUACAAGUGAAACUACCAACCGUUCCAUAUAUUAUCAGACUAGCAGAUCGGUAAACUCAUCCUCCUCUGCGUCGUCGGCGGGCCAUAGCAGUCAUCAUCAUCACCAGCAACAGAAUAACUCUUCAGUAUCAUCGCCCAUCUCCAGCAAAGUCAACUCUCGGAAUAGUUCGUAUUCGCAUUGCCAGGGCAGUCGCAGUGUACAACAAUCUCACGUAGAGAGCAAACUAAAUGGCAACGACUGCGACAGCGUCAUCGAUUACGCCAAUCACAACGCAGUCAAGUACUACCAAGGGGAACAACAACAUCAGAAAUAUUUGAAUGGUAAGGGCGUAAAUUGUGAAGGCACAAAGUUCGAAUCGUCAUCGACGCUUUCCGCUACCACCACAGUAGAUCUGUCGCAGGCAUUGGUAGGCUCCUCGCCCCCAAUUAAAGAUCAAAUUUCAUUGUUGUUUCCCAAGUGCAGGCCAAAACAGCAACAGUCCAACACUACAGUCCCAGUAACGCCAUCGGAACAUCAGACCCCCGGUGUGACACCACCAGCCACAGAUGUUAACACGAAUUGCGGCAACGUGGACCAUUCAAACAAUUCGGUGGCAACUACUUUAAAGCCUAGGUAUUACUCCAAGGGAGCUGCAACAGCGCCUCUCAACGGUUUUGAUUCGGAAAGCAAGGAGAAGGUGACAUCCAAUCACUAUUACCGCAGUGUGAAUAUCAUUACUCAGUCACCGCCACCACAUAGUGCGUCAUCGAUAUCGUCAGAGUCCUUGUCAUCGGUUACGCCACGCAUUUCCACAAACCCUUUUCUGUGCAAUACUCUCCUCACUCCGACUGCCGAAGCAGAAGAAACACAAAAGCGACCCGCUAUCAGAGAAGACAUCGCGGCGGAAGACGACCAAAAGCUGCAUAAUAAAGACGUACAACAAAAAAGUCACUCUAAUCUUAAAGACAACGGCGUCGAGGACGAAUUGCCAGUGCCUAACUACGAACCCUUUUGCUACCACAACUCGAGUCCCAAGAGUAAGGAAAAAUCAGCACCACGCCAGUAUCGGGAUUCAGAGCAAGGACAUCGCGAAUCGCGUUCAUACAGCGAUAUGCCGCGAAAACGUUCUCAAUAUGAACGUUUUCAUCAUAUGAAUGGCCAAAACUAUGUGACGGAAAAAUCCUACAACCAUAUAAACCACACUGAGCCAACACAACAGACGAAUAGCAGCCAUCAGCAAAAUGGUCAUCCGAAUCCUAAUCAAAAUCCAUUCGUCAAAGACAAUAACUACUGGGAGUCGUCGCGACAGGGAAACAAUUCCAAUACCACACCCACUAGUACGGUUUUGAAUUCGCCUGAGUAUAGCGGCAACGGCGUCACGGAAAACGAACCCAAUCGGCCCCAGCACAGACGGUCCAUAUACCAGCAACAACAGGACCCAUCGCAGCCUCAGCAGCAUCCUCAACAGCAAACCUCGUGCUCUUACAUGGGUGGUGGGCGCCAACACAUACGCCUGGGUCGUAGUCCCAACGGUGAAUCUAGUUAUGAUGCCACCCAAAAACGCAACAGCUACAAUGCUUCUCAAACACAAAACAGUCAAAAUCAAAAGUCACAUUCCAAUGCCGAAGCGGGACAUAAGACUCUGGCCCAACAUUAUCUCUAUGGAAGUAAAACUUCGCUGCAUGAUCACAUACCCAAUCAGCCGACUGAAUGGCCUGAAAAACGCGAGUCCCAUGAACGUGCGUCCACCCUCAUGCGAGAACGGGAUCGUGAACGUGAGCAACGCGAACAACGCAGCAAAGCAGAGCGUUAUAUUAAUGCUGCUUUAGUACGGGAAUCGGUGGGUGAGGCGAAUCCUCCCACAACUUUAGAAUUACGUGAUAGACGUGACCGCGAGCGUGAACGCCAAUCAUACCAGCAGCAGCAAUCGCAAAAAUAUCAACAAAAGUCCUCCUCAAAUCAGUAUCACCAGCAGAGGGCAGCUCAACACCAUCAUCAACAGCAGCAACAACAUAAUCAGCCCCAGCGUCAAUUGACGGAGGAACGUUUGUCCACCACAAAUGAAGUGAUAUUCGAUGACAUUACUGAGAAUUGGCAGAAUUUACGCGUUACAACCGACUCAUCGCAAAUCAACCACAAUCGCAAUUCAUUAUUAGCGGAAGUAAAAAGCCACAAUGACUCCAGCAGUAAUACAACGUCCACUACGACAUUAACUACAUCGUCGAAUCUUUUGUUGAGCAGUGUACCGAAAAAGUCCCAUUUAUUGGUGGCAGAUGUUAAAGAUGACAAACUCCAAAGCCACUCACAGAUACAGGCACCUAAAUCGUCCCAUCAUGUGCCGGCGAACAAUUGCGAUGUGGACUUGUCAUCGUCGCCCUCCUAUCAAGAGCACAAAAAGUACUCAGAAAAAAGUCAUGGAAUUAGUGUAGAAUCACGUCAUGGUAUUAUAGAAUACGAAGGUUCCCCCAGACGCAUUGGACAAAUGGGCAACACAAAUAACGAUGAGGAUCAUCAUCACCGGGUAAACAGUGGUAAAACCCAAGCAAAUGUUGCAAAUAAAACCAAUCAUCAUAAUGUCAUCUCCACCAACCCCGCCUCAGGGACGGCGGCAGCUAUGGCCACCACACCAGCGCCAGCGACAGCAAAUGUGGCAAGCAAUUCUCCCAAGCAGCACUAUGCGGCCAGACCAGGUUUUCCACAGCGUAUCAUAUCCCCACAACGUGAGACAACUCCACCGAUUAUGCUGCUAAAUUACAAUGGCAAAAGUCAACAGCAGCUGCAGCAGCAACACCAUCAGCAAUUGAAUUCCCAAUCGUUGCCUCAACACCACCAGCAUCAGUCGCCAACGAGGGACAACAAUGCCGAAGAUACCAGCAAUGAUGUAUCGGAAAUUGGCACAAUAUCUGACCUGGCAACGCCAGAGGCCAUUAGCCAUAUGACAGCGACGGCGGGUGGCAUACACAUGGGAACGGUCGGCGGCGGCAGCGGUGGCAUGUGCGAAAGUCGUGUCUCCACAUCACCCUCGCCACCAUUGCCAUCCUCAUUGGAUAUAGAAAAUGGUUCGGUGUCGGCAUCAGCCACUACUGCAGCACCCCCGACUGCCACAACAUCAAUGACAGUCAGUUCCAGCUCAUGCGGCACCCCUUCGAGCAAUGCAACCACAGCGCCACCCACCAACACUUUAGCCUUGACGACAAUGACAUCCUUAAACAAUGUUGCCAACACGUCGGCGACAUUAACGACGUCCAAUGGUGGUGGUAUCCCAGUGGCAGCAUCAACAGCUCCUGCACCCGCUACGCCAACGAUGGGCGUCAUUGUCAGCAGCAACCCCUUGACUAUACCCAGCAAGUCAUCAACCUUUGAUUACCUUUACGAAUUCUCAGAAACGCGCAAGGUACUCGAAGAGUUUUUCAAGUGCCCCUCUAACGAUGACAAGCCCAUCAUAGAGAAUAGCAGUGAUGUCGAUAGUAUCGACAUACAAUAUGAAUUCCACAGCAAUCUCACUCGUGGUGACAUUGAGGAGGAUGAAGGCGAUGGCGAUGUGGAGGCCGAUGACGAUGAAGAUGAAAUCCAAUUGGAUGGUGACAAUGACGAGGACAUUGAGAAUAACGGUGAUGGUGAUGCAGAGACGCCCCAACACCACCAACAACAGCAGCAACUGCAUGGACACAAUCAUCAGCAGCUGCAACAACAAUUGCAUCAACAGCACACACAGAACAAUCAUCAUGGCCUAAAUCAUCAUUCAAGUUUUCGAAAUCACCUCCAAUCGCCCACACAAUUCACCUAUCGUCCAUAUAACGAAGAUGAUGAUGACGAUAUCGAUCUGGACAAUGAUGGCGGGGUGGGUCACCACGAGGAUGGCCAACACUAUCAGGAUAUCCACCAACAUCAGCAACAGGAACAACAAGAGAAUCAUCACAAUUUCUCAUUACUGAACAAUCGCCACAGCAAUAGUAGCAGCACACGCCAGCACAACUCACGGCGCCACUUUACUGGCAGCCCAUUGAUGCGCGAUUUUGAUUUCUUUUUGGACUCGGCAAGUCGCAGUAGCUGCGAACAAAUAGAUCAACAAAUCGAUGGCAUCAAUCACAAUCAAAUGAAUACCGGAAAUCGACAAAAUUAUCGCUACUCCCCAGAGACAACCGAUUAUGAUUCAAAUUGUGGUGAUUUGGAUAGUCUCUCGGGUGAAAUGAAUGGCGGCGUAUCUACUUCCUGUUCCAAUUAUGCUAAAUUCUAUGCAUCAAGCAUGCCCGUGCUGGAGGAUGGUCUUUCCUCGGGUCACACAUCUGACACCGAGAACAAUAAUCAGAAUAAUUUGUUAAAUCAACAAAACUCUGGCAUACAUCACACGCCAAUAGGUGGUGGCAUAUCUAUGUUGAUGGAUAUGAAGCGGGUCUCCACCAACAACAGCAUUAAUAGCAACAGUAACAGCAAAGAUGGCGUAGGCGGCAGUGUAAGCGGCGGAAGUGUGGCUAAUGAGAAACAGAAUGCAACAAUGUCACCUAAUAUUCUGCAUGACUCGUUCAUGCGUAAAAAUGAGAGCCCCAUUAACGGGUUACUGGACGAGAGCAUGCGCGAAGUGGUGCGUGUUAAGCCGGACAUACGAGACACACGGGAACGAGAGAUAAUAGGACAAAGUCCCAAUGCGAUGAGCAAUAACAAAGUAUUCAAAAAUAUUGAUCCUGACUUGGAUUCUUUGUAUUCGAUAAGUGUGUUUCAUCGCAAUGAUAUGGUGCAAAUGACUCCUCCACCCCCAGCUCCAGCACCACAUCGCAAGCCCAAUGUUCUGUCAGCUGAGCCUGAUAUUCUGCAGCCCACACCGUACAGGGACCUGCGGCCCGGUACUAACAAUUCCAAUUCACCCACUAAAACCAACAUUACUGCAACUACUUUGACCUCUAGCAAUAGCAGUAGUAAUGCUAUGCAGAACAACUCUCCGACGCAACAAGCUCAAAGUAUAAAACGUGCAGCACAACAACAACAACAAGCGCCACCACCAUUGCCAGAACGUAAUGCACCACGUUCCCCAUCGCCUGUGAUGAAUUCCCCAGUGUGGCUCUCACGCCAUCUAGAGGUUAGUUCCAACAAAGGCCUUUUAGAAUCGCCCUCAGAAAACCAUUCAAAAAAUCUGAGCGCCGAUGAGGAUGAUGUAGAUACAGACUUGGAAACAGAUCGCUUGCUUGGUCACCAACGCCUCGAUGACCAGGGCUACUAUGAUGAGAACAAGACGUGGGAUCGGAAACCUACGAGAUCGUUACUCUCAAAGAUCUCUCCCAAGCAGGUGCCAAGCACCAAAACUCGUAAUGGUUACAAUGCCUUACUCUCGUCCACUCCGGAAAUCCCACCGCCAGUUCCGCCAAAAAAUUCCUCCAACAAACUUUUGGACAUUGGUGGUUCGAUUUCUUCGCCGGAGCACAGUGAUAAAUCGCCCAUAAAGUCUAUAGACAUACAAGAUUGUGGCCUCACUCUCGGCUCCCCCGGCGGUUCAGUGGGUUCCGGCCAAAUGAAAAAGGACGAAAUCGGAGGAGGAGGCCCAGCCAGUGGCAAUAGCAGCACCGCCAGCGGCAACAUUGUGAAUGGCGGCACGGGCAACGCAGGAGGCACCGGCAGCAGUGUUGGAUCCGGUGGCAGCACAACAGGCGAGAAAAAAGUUAAAAAGAGUAAGAACAAAGAAGGCGGUGCAGUGCUGAUCGAAGGUGUCCUCUUCCGGGCAAAAUAUUUGGGCUCCACUCAGUUGGUGUGCGAGGGCCAACCCACAAAAUCCACCCGCAUGAUGCAGGCUGAGGAGGCAGUAUCAAGGAUAAAGGCACCUGAUGGUGAUGUGCAACCCAGCACAGAGGUGGAUCUGUUUAUAUCCACUGAAAAGAUAAUGGUCCUAAAUACUGAUCUCAAGGAGAUUAUGAUGGAUCAUGCGUUACGCACAAUUUCCUACAUAGCCGAUAUUGGAGAUUUGGUGGUAUUAAUGGCCCGCCGCAGAUUUGUGCCUCAGGACAUCGAUGAUGCCCCCAAACCGAAUCGAACGCCCAAAAUGAUAUGUCACGUCUUUGAGAGUGACGAAGCCCAAUUCAUAGCCCAAUCGAUUGGGCAAGCCUUCCAGGUGGCCUACAUGGAGUUCCUUAAAGCGAAUGGAAUUGAAGAUCAUCGUUUUGUUAAGGAAAUGGACUACCAGGAAGUUCUCAAUAGCCAGGAAAUUUUCGGCGAUGAAUUGGAAAUAUUCGCCAAGAAGGAACUACAGAAGGAGGUGGUGGUGCCCAAGGCCAAGGGCGAAAUAUUGGGUGUAGUGAUUGUCGAAUCGGGUUGGGGCUCUAUGCUGCCCACUGUAGUAAUAGCGAAUCUUAUGUCCUCGGGCGCAGCGGCUCGUUGUGGUCAAUUGAAUAUAGGCGAUCAGCUGAUAGCCAUCAAUGGUCUAAGCUUGGUUGGCUUGCCAUUAUCCACAUGCCAGACUUAUAUAAAAAAUACCAAAAAUCAAACUGUGGUAAAAUUCACCGUGGUGCCAUGUCCACCUGUGGUUGAGGUGAAAAUCAAGAGACCCGAAACUAAAUAUCAACUUGGUUUCAGCGUGCAAAAUGGUGUGAUUUGUAGUUUACUACGAGGCGGUAUUGCCGAACGAGGAGGUGUCCGAGUGGGCCAUAGGAUUAUUGAAAUUAAUAACCAAAGUGUAGUUGCCGUACCUCAUGAGAAAAUUGUAAAUCUUUUAGCCACGUCCGUUGGAGAGAUUUUAAUGAAAACCAUGCCUACAUCAAUGUUCCGCCUAUUAACCGGCCAGGAGAAUCCAAUUUAUAUAUAAAUAAAUAAUAAACAAAAUUUAAAUGCAAACAAAUAUAUAUAUAUAUAUAUAUAUAUAUAUAUAUAUAUAUAUAUACAUUUAUAUAUAUACAAACAAAUGAAAAAACAAUUAAUUUUUAGGAGAACAUAUAACCAAACCUAAAUAAGUAAACCAAAAUUAUAUACAGAAAGUUAAAACAAAAGCGUAAACACACUCACACACAAACCAGUCAAGUAAUUUGCAACUCUAACUAGUCUAAAUAAAAAUUAAAUAAUUUACACUAAUUUAUUAAUGAAAGCUGUAACUGUCUCUUUCUAUUAUCUACUUAUACCUAUAUACAGUCCUCUUUAGAAUUCAUAUAAAAUAUUUAUAAAUUAAAAAAAAAUAAAAAUAAUAAAAGAAAAAUUUGGAAAAAGAAAGCAGAAGUUAUUGUAAAUCUUGAUCACAUAAUUAUAUAUGAUUUAUAUAUUAAAAUUAUUAUUAUAUACAAUUUAUAAAUAUAUAUAAAUAACUAUAUACAUAACUAUAUAUAUAGAACAAGAAUACAAUAAAAGAUGAUGAUAAAACUGUUAACUAAUUACUUGACUAAUGUCAAUAGCAGAUUAAUUGGAAACUUUUAGUAUUACAACAAAAUACAAGAACACCUCCCCACAAUAAGCUCCAAACCUGUCCUAGUCAAUGCGCUAUAUUGUCUUUCUGUAUUCUGUCCUAAUGCUAUUAAAUUAUUUACUCGUAUAUCCUGUGUUUAAUGACCACUAUAACCAAGGCUAUUUAUUGCAAAAACCGAUUUAAAACGAAACAAACAUUUAUGUAUAACCAAUUCUCUUAAAUACUCAGAAACUAAACAACAAAAACUACAAAAAAAAAUAUAUUGCAUAGACGUCCAUAUAUAGAGCUACAACAGAUCGACCGAACCCCCGAUUCAAUAUGAAAUGCUUUAGUAACAAUUUUGAAAAUGUAACCAUUUAAAUAUGUAUUAGGUAGUUCCGGUUCUCUCUAACAAGACAGACACUCUCACACACACAGAGAUACACCCACACAUGCAUAUACAUACAUUCCACACAAUAAAAAUUAUAUACACUUGUAUUGAUUGAUUCACUCACUGAUUCGUAUGUACUUAAACUAAUACCAUUAUCAAUAAUUGAAGAAAAAAAGGAAAUAAUAAGAAACAAAACCAAAAUUGAUAUGAAACCAAUAAACAAACACUCGCUUGAAUAAUGAAAAUAAAUAAAAUUAUUUGAAUUUCGAUUA